GAACAUUACUUUGGAGAAUGUCUGGAAGUUUCUACUUUGUGAUAGUUGGUCAUCAUGAUAAUCCCAUAUUUGAAAUGGAAUUUCUGCCUCCUGGAAAAGUGGAGUCCAAGGAUGAUCAUCGCCAUCUCAACCAGUUCAUUGCCCAUGCUGCUCUUGACCUAGUAGAUGAGAACAUGUGGCUUUCUAACAACAUGUACCUGAAGACUGUGGACAAGUUUAACGAAUGGUUUGUUUCGGCUUUUGUCACAGCUGGACAUAUGAGAUUUAUAAUGCUUCAUGAUGUAAGGCAAGAAGAUGGAAUUAAGAACUUCUUUAAUGACGUAUAUGACUUAUAUAUAAAGUUUGCAAUGAAUCCAUUUUAUGAACUUAAUUCUCCUAUUCGAUCCAGUGCCUUUGAAAGGAAAGUACAGUUCCUUGGGAAGAAACACCUGUUAAGCUGAAUAAAUGAGUUUCCUGAGUGAGUGCUUUUUCCAUACUUCCCCAGUUAUUUAAACUGUAGUUCUGGUUAUUUCUCAGCAUGUUUGAUAUUCAUCUUCUGAGGAUUGACAAACUGGAUACUGAAGAAGCUUUUUUGUUGCUGUUGCCAAUAGAAAUCAGAACAGCCAAGCUUCUCUGGUUAAAACGUGUAACUUAAGAAGUUUCCUUUUAUGUGCUACGGAAUAGGUACAUUGAGACGUGGGUGCCAGUGCAUAUGCAAAAUGUAAGCUUCUUAUAUGUGGUGGGAGGAAAUCAGAUCUAAACACAAGAAACAUCUCCAGUCAUGCAAUUUAAUACAAAUAAAUAGUAAAAGGGAAUUCUUGACUGUUUGGCUUAAGGGGUUAACUUUGUUAUACACUUUUCUACUUACUGACAUUUGCUAGAGAACAUACUCUGCAGGUUAAUUAGACUAACCCUACUCUCUGUGAUAUUAAAUUAGGUCCAUGUUUAUAUUGUAAUGUGUAAUGUAUGUAUUAUAAAGUGUUUAAUAAAAAGAGGGUGUAUCAGCAAAGCUCUGUCUUCAAUAUUUCAAUUUGAGAAAAAACCUCUAAUGUUUUAGAGCUUAAAACUGAAAGCUUCAAACUUACUAAAUGUUUACAUGAGUGAUGCAUGUUUAGCUGCAGCAUUGCAUCAAGUGAAGUGACUGAAGUAGCCCAGAACACCCAUUGUCUGGCCUGACUUUAAUCCUAAUUCACAUAUGGAAGAAAACUAAACUUAAAUGUUUAAACCCACACCUUUCCAUUUUCUCUGCAAGUGCUGAAAAGAAAAUAUAUUAAGAGUAGGAUCUUUGAACUAUGAAUCUCAUUUUUGAUGUUUCAGAAAGGCAUUAUUUGGCCUGUCUGGCUACUAUUCCAUUGUAAAAUGUGGUUAGGGACUCUUCUGCAAAACUUACAUCAUUCCAGAACAGUAAUUUUUAAAUGGGCCGUUUGGCAUAUAUGUACCUAAUAUUUUGGUUGGUUUCACAGUCUUUUAAGUAGCCUGUUUUCUUUUGCAGUGAACCUGUGUAAGCUAUCUUCUUGGACUUCUCUUUGAAAUGUCUGAGAAGUAAUUCUCAAAGGAAGUGGUAUGCUGUUCUAAGAAUUACAUUUUGCAUAGUCUGUGUAAAGGGACCACAUGUGUAUGUGCUUUAAAUGUACAGCCAGUCAUUAUUUCUUUGUAAUUUACACUUACUGCUACACUGUCACUGUAAAAUACUAUACAAGAACACAAUACAAAGGUGCAAUAUACCUUAAAUAAAACAUGUAAUGAUGCAGAA
This is a messenger RNA of Pezoporus flaviventris, 1732 nucleotides long. RefSeq names its product trafficking protein particle complex subunit 2 (gene TRAPPC2). Gene Ontology annotation, biological process: endoplasmic reticulum to Golgi vesicle-mediated transport. NCBI's taxonomy places the organism in Eukaryota, Metazoa, Chordata, Aves, Psittaciformes, Psittacidae. The record is from RefSeq and is a predicted model, not a curated record. The coding region runs from base 18 to 440 and encodes 140 amino acids. The transcript is spliced from 4 exons. Gene Ontology annotation, cellular component: cytoplasm; TRAPP complex; nucleus.